AGUCGCUCGCAGUACCCUUCCGUACCUCUCUCUCUCUCUCUCAAAACCUCUCAUGCAUGGCGAUUUCCGGCUUCAAUUCAGGCUAAUUAAGGCACUAUUUUCUUCAUUGCCAAGUAACUACUGCGAUACGAUGUGAUCUCGUCGACUCUCCUAGCGUUCCGCUACUCGAUUUCCUAAUCGGGUUUUUGUUGAGUCUGAAAGUUGAGGGAUUUUUCUGUUUACGAUUUCUAGGGUUAGGGUUUUGGAGGCAUGAAGGGUACCUUGGAUCGAACCAAGGUGGUGCUCCGCCACUUGCCACCGACAAUUUCGGAGGCCACGCUCAUGGAGCAGGUAGAUGGUGCAUUCGCUGGGCGUUACAACUGGGUCUCGUUUCGUCCUGGGAAGACCAGCCAGAAGCAUCAGUCCUAUUCAAGAGCAUACAUAGACUUCAAGAUGCCAGAGGAUGUGCUGGAAUUUGCUGAAGUUUUUAAUGGGCAUGUAUUUGUUAAUGAGAAAGGCACUCAGUUUAAAACCAUUGUUGAGUAUGCACCUUCACAACUUGUUCCAAAGCAAUGGUCUAAAAGGGAUGCUCGUGAAGGGACUAUAUUCAAAGAUCCUCAGUAUUUGGAGUUCCUUGAAUUUCUUGCGAAGCCAGUAGAGAAUCUUCCUAGUGCAGAGAUACAAUUGGAAAGAAAGGAGGCAGAACGAGCUGGUUUAGUGAAGGAAGUGCCAAUAGUUACUCCUCUAAUGGAUUUUGUGCGACAGAAAAGAGCUGCUAAGGGUGUAUCACGGGGGUCAUCUUCUAAUGGAAAACUGAGCAGACUAGCUAGUGGAUCAUCCAGUGGAAGUCCAAGUUCAGCCUCAUCCAGGAGAGGCUCUGAAAAGAGAAGGGGUUCUACCAUGAAGUAUGUACUAAGAAACUCCUUGAAAAAUGCAAGUAGCAAAGACAAGUCAACUCACAUUUUGGUUCGCAAACGGGAUGAACAGAAGCUUUCAGAUAAACAUGUUACUCUUGCUUUGUCUCCUGGAAUUGAAGGACUGGAAGAGGAAAGAGGUGUUUCAGGAAUCAAUAAUACUGGUAAGGUGAAAGUCCUGCUUCUAAAAGGCAAGGAGAGAGAAAUUUCUAAUGUGUCUGGAAUCAUGUCACAGCAGCAGAGCAUAACAACAGUUAAAAACAUGAUUGGUUCAACUUCUGCCAAGCAGAACUCACAGCAUGAAGGCAGUGGGAGGAUUAUUAGAAGCAUACUUUUAAACAAGGAUGGUCGUCAGAGUCAGACUUCUAGUGUCCGUUGCGAGCAACUUGUUCAGUCUUCUAAUUUGGAGAAGGACAAACGACCUCCUCGACCCCCUCAUGCACAGCUGGUUCUGAAGGACACCAAUGGUGCUGUAGAAGAUAAGAUUGUUGGAAAUGACUUGCAUGGUGUGCAUAAUGAGAAGCAGGAAAGACGUGCCAGAAACAAAGAUAUACCUGAUCGUGGUGUAUGGACUUUUCGCCAUUCUGAUGGAUCAUAUGUGAGUGAUGAGUCCUUGUCAUCCUCAGCAUCUCAGUCUCAACAGAUAACCUUAGAUGGUUCUGAAGGGACUCAGAGUGAUAUGAAAGUUGAUUUGUCAAAUGCAAGGGGUGGCCAAGUAAAGACUGUUGGAAGUGGACGUAAUAGUUCAUUAGACAAUGGCUCCCACAAGCAUGUUGGACGUCGUGGACCAGUUUCUGAUAGCUCCUCUACACUAAGUGAUGGGAAGCCAUUGAAACGAGGCAAUGCUUCUUAUCAUGAGGUGGUUAUGACUAUAAACAAGUCUGGGUGCAGAAGUCAAGUUCUGGUUCAUAGUGAAGUGGAAGAUGUGAUUCUCAUGAUCAAGUGAAAAUUUGGAGCAUGACUUUUGCUUUAGCCGGAGGCUGUCUUGCCACGCUUUAACUCAUGACCCAAGUGUAAACAAUGUUUCAGCAGCAAAAUAGAGGGAGGCUCUGUUGACUUAAAUGAAGCCAGAUAUCACGUAACUAUACUUCUUUGGUUGAAAAAAACCUUUGUGUAGACGGAAACCACUCAGAAAUGAAGGGACAAGAAAUAAAGAAAGAAAAGGUUAUCAUUUAUAUAAUUUUAUGACACCAUAGUUUUCCUUGUGGCGCCCUUGAUGGAUUUUGCUUGUGGGGGGCAACAUGGGAACGCCCUCAUUCCUGCCAUCAGCCUAGCUGGAGACUGGGAUGUCCUGCUUCUAUCGGUUUAUUUCUUUUAGCUGAAACUGUGAAUGUGAAAGGCGAAGCCCUGUCUACUCUCUGCAUUCCAGAGUCGUUAUAUAUGUCUUGUUGAGUGAUAUACAAUGUCUUACUGGUGAGCCAUUUGUCUAUAGCUCCCUAGUAUUUUAAGGGCUCUUUAAGAGGGCUUGUCCAGGAGACAGGGAAAGCUGGGACAUGUUCUCUUUUCAGCCCCUGUGUUACAGGAUGUUUUGAGUGGUAGGCUAGGCGUUGGAGUGAUUUGGAGGAAUAGCAAGUACAUUGAUGAAUUGAGUGAAAGCUGAUAUGGAUCUUUCGUGGACCAUGUUUUGUUAUUGCUUUGGGAUCCUUGUAUACGGUUUAUGGUUAUCAUAUAAGAUCAUGCCAUCCGCAUCCUCCUUUACUU
This is a messenger RNA of Rubroshorea leprosula, 2594 nucleotides long. The record is from the annotation of a GenBank genome assembly. Lineage: Eukaryota; Viridiplantae; Streptophyta; Magnoliopsida; Malvales; Dipterocarpaceae.